Messenger RNA from Papilio xuthus (Asian swallowtail), 5855 nucleotides. It is a transcript of the gene Sur, whose product is annotated as Sulfonylurea receptor. Gene Ontology annotation, biological process: transmembrane transport. The record is from RefSeq and is a predicted model, not a curated record. Gene Ontology annotation, molecular function: ATP hydrolysis activity; ATP binding; ABC-type transporter activity. Gene Ontology annotation, cellular component: membrane. Bases 469 to 5460 code for a protein of 1663 amino acids. The transcript is spliced from 26 exons. Lineage: Eukaryota; Metazoa; Arthropoda; Insecta; Lepidoptera; Papilionidae.
UCCAUUCCUCUUGCCCGCAUAAAAAUGUCAGCCAAUAAUGCCAGUGGAAAUACGCUCAAUGAAUUAGCGUAAAUGUAAAUGCAGUGACGAAGGCGGUCGCGGAUCGCGGACAUCGGCCACGAGCACAAGGUUUGUUUGUAUGCGACGCGACUCGACGCCAUUCAAUUGCCGUUGCGAUGCGAGUCGCGGCUACGCUACUGAUCACUCAAUUCACUCAGCUCAACUCAGUUCAGUUUAUUCGGCGCGCGUGUAAACACGUCACAUACGCUGCGCCGUGUCCUUCCGCGCCACGCACACACCACGCGAAACAGAAACAAAUCGCUGCAAUGCCACGAAAACUCAACUAACAAUUUCAUACAAUGGAAAAUAAGUGAAAAUAAAAUUCUAUUUAUGUGCUCAGUGAACGUGACUUCGCGACCCACAUAAAAUCAGGAUCUGUAUUUUGACGGUUUCUGUACCUGUAAGGGGAUGGAGGCGGUGUGCGGGGUCGAGGCCGGAGGCUGGGGCGCGGAGCCCGGGUGCGCUGCGCACGCACUGGCUGCGGCGUUGCACGCGCUGCACCUUUACUGCGCCACGCUCGCCGCCGCCGCGCUAUGCUGCACGCGCUGCUCCCCAGUACGACCGCGCUGGGAGGGCAGCCGCUGGCGUGGUCAGAACGUGCGGGGCACGGCCAGCUUGCUGUUAGGCGUGACGUGGUGCUGCGGAUUAGCAGCGGCGGCGCUGCGGACGGACGGCGUCCGGCUGGCGCACGCGCUGGCGGCGCUGCUGGCCUGGUUGGCCGCAUGCGCGCUGCACCUGCUCCUGUGGUGGCGCCGUGCCGCAGCCCCACUCCUCUAUCUCGCGAUAUACUGGCUGCUGGCUUCGGCCGCCUCCGCCGCUGUGCUCUGGCAUCACGUUCUCGCCGGAGCAUCGUACACUCAUAUCCAGAUCUACGUGCAAGGAUUCACUAUUGUACUAGCAUUGGUAAUCUCGACCGUAGACUGCCUUUGCUUCUAUGAUGAGGUCACGAAACGUAAUCACGGACCACAGGAAUCAUUUACCAAAGACAACGUGUCCUACAAGCAUAGUGAAACUCACUUUUUUUCUAAGAUAACUUUCUUUUGGUUAAAUCCCUUGUUGUACAAAGGAUAUUAUGAAACAACUCACGAUGAAGACGAUUUCGGUGAACUGCCCGAUGAUGAAAAAUCCUCAACAAUUUAUGCACGAUUUAAAAGAAUAUACCAAAAAUACAAACAGAUGACAAAAUUAAAUGACGAAAAGGGCAACAUGUGGCGGGUCUAUUUAAAAACGAUAUGGCCUAAUUUUUAUAUCGCUGGAAUAUUAAAAUUAUUUGGAGAUAUGGUCGGACUUAUACCACCUCUGGGACUUGCCGUAAUUGUCAAAUAUAUCGAAGAUUCUAAUAUAAUAUUUGAAACGGAAUCAGAAGUUACAAUCCAAGAGUUCGUUAAAAAUCCUUACGUUGUGCUCUUCCUUGUAACAUUGGCUUUAGUUAUACAAGGAGUACUUUCACAGAACUCGACACAUUUAGUGACGGUGGAAGGAACUAGAUUGAAGACGGCGUUACAAAGUAUGGUGUAUGACAAAUGCAUGCGACUAGCGUCAUGGUCCUCGACAGACACGGAAAUAGACGAAGAGUCACCACUCCUGCAGAGCAUUGAGGAGUCUGCACCUUCGCAGUCAGGUCUAAUCACCAACCUGAUAUCACAAGAUACGUACAAUGUUAUGUCAUGCGUCUGGGUGUGCCAUUACAUCUGGGCCAUACCUUUGAAGGUAGCAGUAAUUUUGUAUUUACUUUAUACAAAACUAGGCGUCAGUGCAAUAAUAGGCACCGUUGUUAGUAUUAUUAUUAUAACUCCAUUGCAAUUCUACAUCGGUAAAAGGCUCUCGGAUAAUUCCAAGGAUAUAUCAAAAUGCACAGAUCACAGGGUGUCCAAAAUGUCGGAAAUCUUACAAGGCAUGAAUGUUAUUAAACUUUACGUUUGGGAAGAUUUGUUUAAUGAGAAAAUUUUACAAUUAAGAGAAGUAGAAUUGAGAAUGUUAAAUAAAGAUUCCGUAUAUUGGGGAAUUCUGACUUUCACAACACAAGCAUCUACCAUCCUCAUAACAGUUGUUACAUAUACACUGCUAUAUUUUUUAGACAAUGGUGAAGGUUUAACAGUAGUGAAUGUCUUAGCCGGACUGGCUCUAUUUAAUCAAUUGGCAAUACCACUUCUUAUUUUACCAGUGACAGUGCUCAUGGUUAUUCAGGCUAUGGUCAGUACGAAUAGAAUCAAAGAAUUUUUGGAACUGCCUGAAUCGAGUAACGUUAAAGAAGAUAAUUACGAACAAGAUGCUCCUGAGACCAAAGAAAAUGAUUUACUUGUUAACAAUGCUGCGAUCUCAGCUCCUAACUGUAUAUAUUCGGAACAAGACGAUGCCAAUAAAGAUAUCGAUCUGGAAUGUGAAGAUCAAUUCUUCGAAGACAACAAGCCCACUUGCAACGAUCAAGAAUACCUUAUAAGAUUUAAAAAUGCGGCAUUUUCUUGGAAGAUGAGAGAUAACUCUUGGCUCGAUGUUGAUGAUUUAGAUAUUCCAGUUGGAAAACUUAUAAUGGUCGUCGGAUCAACUGGAUCUGGGAAGUCGUCUUUCCUGUCUGCUGUGUUGGGAGAAAUGCAUCUUGAAAGAGGAGAAAUUAGUUGGAACGGCGAAUACAGUGCAAGCUACGCCGGUCAGCCGCCUUGGUUGUUGGAGGGCUCCAUCCGCGAAAACAUUCUGCUGGGCCGCCGCUGGAACCCCGCGGAGUACUCGCGCGCUCUCCGCGCCGCAGCUCUUCGACCUGAUCUACAACUGUUACCAGAUGGUGACCGCACGCAACUGGGUCGCGGCGGGGCACCGCUGUCGGGCGGGCAGCGCGUGCGGGUGUGCGUGGCGCGUGCAGUGUACAGCGGCGCGAGGCUGCUGGCGCUGGACGAGCCGCUGGCCGCACUGGACGCCGCACUGGCGCGACACGUGGUGGCGCGCGGAUUAUUACCCGCAGCGCGCGCCGGUGCCACCGUGCUGCUCGCCACCAACAGGCUCGAGCUGCUUCACUAUGCUGACUUGGUUAUAGCAAUGGAGGAGGGUCGCGUACGAGACGUGGGCCGGGCGGGAUCAGGCGCAGGGCCGUGUGGUGCGGCGGGGGAGGGCACGCUGCGGCGCUGGGCGAGGCGGGCGGCGGAGGCGCGCGCCGCUGUGGCCCGCACCGGCGCCGGCCCGCCCGGCGGUUCCGCGCGAGAACGUGCGCGGCUGCAGCGCGCUCUCAGCAGGAACAACUUCAAUAGACACGAUGUGGACGAGGAUACGGUAGGUAUCUGUGAGGCGACGGGCGCGCACCUGCUGGCGGAGGUGCCGACGCGCGCGGGCGGCAGCUGGCGGCGCGGCGCUCGCCCGCGCUCCUCCCUGUCCCGCCAGCUCUCCUCGCCGCCGCCCUCCAUGCAUCUCUACAAAUGGCGUCGCGAGGUGCGUCGCGCGGUGAGUGCAGAGGAGGGCGCGGGGGAGCGCGUGCGCGUGCACCGGACACUGGCGCGAUGGACUCCGCGAACGUUGCACAGGUUACUGAGCACCGACAGUGACACGCAACCAGACGAACAAUCAGACGAUAAAGAACAAUCCACAACAAAAGACACGACAUUUGUUUCAAUUACAUCCAAUGGUAUCGAAACAAGUACAAAUAAUUCAGAGAAAUUAGUUCCCGAUAAAGAAGAUCCGGAACAAGUCAUAAGUGAGAGCUCUAUCUGGUGUGCGUACGCGCGCGCGUGCGGGUGGUGGGGCGGCGUGUACUGGGCGGCCGCGGCUGGCGCGCAGGCGCUGGCGCUCGCCGCGGACUACUGGCUCUCCACUAGGGCCGCACAAAACUCACAAGAACCACUUGAAAACGAUGAGCUAUGGAGGUCCGUGUACGUGUAUGUGUGCUGGUGCGUGUGCGGGGCGGGCGCGGCGGGAGCGGCACAGCUGGGCGCGGCGUGCGGGGGCGCGGCGGCGCGGCGCGCGCUGCACGAGAGAUUGCUGCGUGCCGUGCUGCACGCGCCGCCGCACCACGCGCACCUCGCCGCGCUGCACCGCUUCUCUGCAGACAUCGCUGUUGUUGAUCGGAAGCUAUCGACGGCGGUGACGCGCUGGGCGCAGCUGGCGCUGGCGUGCGCGGCGGCCGCGUUGCUAAACGUGGCCGCCUCCUCGUGGACGCUGCUCGCCUGUCUUCCCGCCUUCCUCUGCUUUCUGCUGCUACAAAACGUCUACCUACGUAAUACGAGAGAGCUGCAGCGUAGCGAGGCGCGGAGUGCUGCGCGCGUGGUGUCGCUGAGCGCGCAGGUGAGCGCGGGCGCGGGCACGGUGCGGGCGGGCCGGCUGCAGUCCGCCAUGCGUGCGGCGCUGCGGGCGCGCCUCGACACAAACCACGCCGCGCUGCUGCUGCUCAACGCCGCCAACAGGUGGCUGGGCCUCUCACUCGACCUGGUGGGCGCGGCGAGCGUGUGCGUGUCGCUGGGAGCGGCGCUGGCGGGCGGGGGCGGGGGCGGGGCGGCGCGCGCGGGCCUGGCGGGCGCGUACGCGCUGCUGCUGCCCGCGUACCUGGCGCACGUGGCCAAGUGCCGCGCAGAUCUGCAUCUGCAGCUCGCCGCGCUCGAGCGCAUCCUCAACGACACCAGGAUGCCGCAGGAGGACUAUCGGGAAGAUUGUCCAAUCCCAUCAGGGUGGCAUAGAGAUGGAAAAAUAGAAUUCGAAAACGUUACCGUCCAGCACCAUCCAGAUGCACCACCUAUACUUAAAAAUAUAAACUUGACUGUUAAUCCUGGUGAAAAGCUGGCGAUAUGCGGACGAAGCGGCAGUGGCAAGUCGACGCUGGUGCUGACGUGCGCAGGCGCGACGCCGGUGCUAGGCGGGCGCGUGCUGGUGGACGGUGCGGAGGCGGUCGCAGUGCCGCUGCGCGCGUUGCGUCACCGCGUUCUCGUGUUGCCGCAGGAGGGCGCGCUCUUCUCUGGCACGCUGCGCGAGAACCUCGACCCGCUCGCCGUGCACACCGACGACGAGAUAUGGCAGUGCCUCAAGGCGGUAGGACUCUACGAGUUCGUCACGGCGCAGUCGGCCGGCUUAGAGUGUCCUGUGGGCGGGGCUCGCGGUGCACGAUGGGCCGGCGGGCGAGGCGCGCGGGCGUGUGCGGCGCGGGCGGCGCUGCACGCGCGCUUCGCAGCUGCGCUGUUGCUGGACGAGCCGGGCGCUGCACUCGACGCAACUGCCGAACGCGACCUCCUCGCCGCACUCGCUGCCGCCGCGCCCAACACAACGCUCAUCACAGUCGCACACCGUAUGUCAUCGGUCCGGGGCUACGACCGCGCCGUGGUGAUGGAGGAGGGGCGCAUCGUGGAGGUGGGCAGCAUGAGGAGCUUGCUGUCGCAGCCCUCCUCGCGGCUCGCGCGCAUGUUCGCCGCCACCAACCAAACACAUUAGUCUCUCCUCUCGCAUAAUAGCGCGUCGUGUGCUAAACAUAUUUGUGCAAUAUGUACAUAUUGACGUUAACAGACCAAAAUCUGUUAUAUAUAUAAGCUAUUUAUGUUUGAUUCUUUUGAAAUUAGAUUAUAAAGGAGUAAUCGACGUCUGCUGUUUAAGAUUUACAUAUGAACGAUAUUAAACUAUAACGACGCCAUUGGAAAUGCAUCGAGCGCUAAGAUAUUAACUUACCUUUUAUAUAAAGACUGAAAUAUUUGAGCCAUAACUACAAAUUACUUAAGUAAGAGUAACUUGAAAUCACAAAUUGUUAUUUCUUAUAACUGCUACCGACAUCUACAAUGUACCGUAAUGAAGUAUUAAUAAUUUAAAUGUUUUUAAUAAAAUGAUUAAAACAA